Trichosporon asahii var. asahii CBS 2479 is the source of this 756-nucleotide messenger RNA. RefSeq lists its product as uncharacterized. The transcript is spliced from 2 exons. Bases 1 to 756 code for a protein of 251 amino acids. Lineage: Eukaryota; Fungi; Basidiomycota; Tremellomycetes; Trichosporonales; Trichosporonaceae. Gene Ontology annotation, molecular function: protein binding. The record is from RefSeq and is a predicted model, not a curated record.
AUGUCCCCUCUUUCCUCCUUCAUCGCCUUCAAACCCUACUUCACCAUGACGGUCGCCACCUCCUCCGACUCGACCCACAGCGUCUCCUGCCUCUCGCGCGGGCUCGCUCUCCUCGGCCUCUCUCCCACUUCCAAGCGCGCUCCUUUGAGCGAGAAGAAUCUGAACCUGCACAACGGUUCUGACGCCAGCUCCGGCUCGGGGUCCGAGACGUCCAGCACCGAGUCCUGGUUCACGGUCGAGAAGCCCGAAAAGACGGCUAAAAUUGACGGGGUUGAGAAGCAUCCCGCCUCGGACAGCGCGAGCCAGCUCGUCGUCGAGACGUACGAGGAGGACCUGCCCGAGUACACUGAGAAGAGCGCCAUCGCCGUUGCCGUCAGGUACAAGAAUCGCGAGCUCUUCUUCAUCGUCAAGCCCACCACCCGCAUCAAGACUAUCAAGCGUGCCUUCGCCCAGAACUUUGGAUCCAAGGGCGAGCUGCGCCCCAAUGAGUUGCAGUGGGUUGCGCAGCUCAGGCACUUGGAAAGGGUAGCUGACAACAGGCUCAACUAUUGCGGCCGCAAGCUCCGUGACAGGAUGACUGUCGCUGAGUGCGGUAUGGAGGACGGGGAUGAGAUCCUCUGCAUGAUUGACUUUGGUAGGCUCGAAAGCUUGGGCACGGCUGACGUCAGACUAUAUCCCCAUGGCUGGAUGAUUCGGGCGUGGGAAUGGGCGAAUGCGAGGAUGUUAUGUAUCGAGAGAAAGCCAGUAGUAGACUGA